UCACAUGUCAUCGCCUAUAUUGUCUUGCUUUGUUCCGAGCUGGUUGUGCGGUGCUUCGCUUUUCUGUCUGCACCGCCCCCCUUCUCUCUCCUCGUCUUUUCUUCGCCCACUUCGGCCCCUUCCCUUCGUUCAUCGCCUUUGCCAGCUUCCAGCUUCCCUUGGCAGACAUGAUUCGACCGACCACCAACCACAACCCAGAUGUCUUCACCAUCAUCUGCUUCAACGACAGCUUCCAGCUUGCACUCGACCAUGCCACCAUCAACAGUCUACUGCUGGUGUGCAAACGUGCCCAGCCGCUCCUGAGCCUCAAAGUGACUCGCUUCCACACCUGGUGCAAGGAAAUAGGGUUAUGCCAUCUAGAUGGGUCGCUGCGGACCGGCCUCACACCCAGCGACCAAAUUGCCCUUUCGCUGCACUGCAAGGAUCAAGCGACAGCCGAUCGAUCCUGGCUCGUUGCCCAAGCAGAGCAGAAAUCCGCCGCUGCCUCAUACCUUCUGGCUCGCAUCCUUCAAGCUGAUCUUGACGGCCCGCAGCCUCAGGACGAGUCCUUGCACAAGGCCCAGCAGCAGCAAAUCUUCCAGUACCUGCAUCAAGCCGCCACCGCAAAUCAUCCCAUGGCACAGCUCCAUUUGGCAGAAUGCUAUCGCAACGGCCACGGAAUCAACCAAGACCACACCAAAGCCGUCGAACUGUAUCGGAAGCUUGCCGGCCAUGGAUUUGCACAUGCCCAGCUCUCCCUCGGUCGAUGCUACGAGAAUGGCGAAGGCGUCGACCAAAGCUUCAAUGCGGCCAUCGAGUGGUACACCAAGGCUGCAGACCAGGGCAGCGACGACGGUCGCCUCCGCAUCGUAUUUCUCCUGUGCUUGUCUUUUGGACUCGGAACCGCGGUGGACAGGAAGAAAGCCGCAGUUAUCUUUGAACAGCUGGCCAACGACGACCACAGCGACAGUCAGUUCUGUUUCGGAGACUGCUACCACUGGGGCCACGGAGUACCGCAGGAUCACUCGAAGGCGUUCCGGUGGUGGAAAAAGGCAGCCAAACAGGGCAACUCGUAUGGGCAGUGGUGGGUUGGCGUGUGCUAUGCCGGUGGGCACGGCGUCAGCAACGACUAUACCAAGGAAGUCAAGUGGUAUCGAAGGUCGGCGCAUCAGGGCAAUCGGCGCGGGCAGUACUGGCUCGGCUACUGCUACGAGCACGGCUACGGAACGGCCAAGGACACCGAAGCGGCUGUCUUCUGGUACCGCAAGUCCGCAGAACAGGGUUCAGAAGAGGCAAUCAACAGCCUUCGAGACCUCGGCAGUUGACCCCGAGCCACUUUGAGCGCUGGCUUCCAACCACCGCUCUGCGCCGCCGAAUGCGCAAGAGAUCAAGCCGCCAACACCCGCCAACACCUCGAUACCCAGACCAGACGAACUUGCGCGGUGGCUCCUGUGAGGCCGCACAGGUCGAAUCGCUGCAGCGCCUGACCUUCAAUACAUCCCAACAUACAAAAAUGCGCUGCCCCGCAACGUUCAGCGUCAUUGGCUGUCCAUAGCAAACAUUGACAUGGCUCCGACACCACAUUGGGUCCGGG
Polychytrium aggregatum is the source of this 1573-nucleotide messenger RNA. RefSeq lists its product as uncharacterized. The record is from RefSeq and is a predicted model, not a curated record. NCBI's taxonomy places the organism in Eukaryota, Fungi, Chytridiomycota, Chytridiomycetes, Polychytriales. The coding region runs from base 168 to 1304 and encodes 378 amino acids. Gene Ontology annotation, molecular function: protein binding. The transcript is spliced from 2 exons.